Cyphellophora attinorum is the source of this 1083-nucleotide messenger RNA. Its product is annotated as Metapyrocatechase 2. The record is from RefSeq and is a predicted model, not a curated record. Gene Ontology annotation, molecular function: methylmalonyl-CoA epimerase activity. The coding region runs from base 1 to 1083 and encodes 360 amino acids. The transcript is spliced from 3 exons. Gene Ontology annotation, biological process: L-methylmalonyl-CoA metabolic process. Gene Ontology annotation, cellular component: mitochondrion. NCBI's taxonomy places the organism in Eukaryota, Fungi, Ascomycota, Eurotiomycetes, Chaetothyriales, Cyphellophoraceae.
AUGACCGACACACGGAUCAGUGUAUUACGUCUUGGACAUGUACACUAUCAGCACGCCAACUUCGAUCGUGCUGCAGCCUUUCUGGGGGACUUUGGCCUAGUCGAAGAGCUGCGCACCGAUACACGGCACUAUCUGCGCGGGUACGGUGUCCAACCAUUCGUAUAUGUCCUGGAGCAGUCGCCCGAUGACAAGAAUCAUUUUCUGGGAGGUUACUGGGUAGUGGACUCGAGAGAAGAGCUCGAGAAGGCCACGAGACUGCCCGGUGCGACUGCUAUAACCAAAUUGGAUGGGCCCGGUGGAGGUGAGGUAGUAACAGUGCCAGACCCCAAUGGCAACUUGGUCGGGUUCGUCCACGGCCAGUCACUGCGCGUCGAUGAUAGCACAGUGGGAACCCUGGAGCGUGGCGGCAACAAUGACGUGCAAAACACGGCGGUCGCGAAGUCCCCCAAGGGCGCCUUUCGCAGAUUCUCUGCAGGGCCAAGUCCUGUCCACAAGCUGGGCCACUAUGGAUACAUGGUGCCACCUCCCAAGUUCGAGGAGACUUUGUCCUGGUACACAUCAAUGAUGAACUUGAAGCCAACCGACUGCGUCUUUGAUCCAAGCACAGGCCAGGAUCAGACGUGUUUCAUGCACAUCGACCUUGGCCAGCGGUAUUCAGACCAUCACAUCGCGCAUCCAGAGCUUUUUUCUAGCAAAAGCCCGACUGCGCCCAAAGCGCACGUACAUCACUCCAGCUUCGAAGUCAGCGACUAUGACACGCAAUCCUUGGGACAUGAUCACCUGCGCAAGCAGGGUUGGACUAAUUGCUGGGGUAUCGGUCGACAUGUUCUGGGCAGUCAGAUAUUUGACUACUGGUUCGAUGCCUCCGGCAACGUUGUGGAGCAUUACUCGGACGGAGAUCUGGUAAAUGAAGACACAUCCAUGGGCAGAGAGGCAGCGGCGCCAGAUACAUUGUAUGUCUGGGGGCCAAAUAUUCCUCUGGCAUUCGUGACUGGGAAGAUUGGAGACGCAGGAAAAGCUAUGCCAAUGCCAACGCCGCCGGACGUGCUUACAGGUCGACCAGCGGCCAUCCCUGCUUCGUGA